UGCCACAAAUCAUUUCAAAUUCGUAACCAUUUCAAUUCAUUUCAGACGAGCGUGAAACAUUUUGUAAAUUUUCGGUAAAAUGGAAUCGACCGGGAACCGGGAACAGCCCACGGACGACGCCUCCUUGGGCAUCGGGGAGGCUGAACCCCUCAGCGAGGUGCUCUCCUCUGACAGUCUGAUGACCCUGAAGGACGGUCUGACCCGCGAACAGAUGGAUGUUGAUGUUGAGCUCACCCCGGAUGACAUUCAUCUGGGCUGUAUGGUGGAGAAGGGUUUGAUCGAGUACGAGUCACUGGACAAGCCAACGGACGAGGAUGAGGCCGACUGCGGUGACUAUCGGCGGCGCUUGACCGCAGACUCUGCCGUUUCCGGCCACAUUGAGGAGUUGGUCAAAGAAAUGCGCAAUGAGUUCAUGAAGAAGGCUCUCUCCAAGGCCAAGAAUCUCAAGUCGACACUGAUAAAGAGGGGCAUCAUGUGUGGCGGCCACAAGAGCGAGCAGCAGCUCCAGCCUGAGUUGUCCAGUGGGAAACAGGAAGACACUGAAACGGAGGAAACUCAAGAGGAGUUUCGCCCUGAGGAGAUCAGCAAGGAGGAUGAAAUCAAUCAGCUUGUCGUUCAGAUCAACGAGUUCACAACUAAUAUGGAGGAGGGUGGCCCAGACAGCGCCGAUUGGGAGCAGUUUCGUGGCAGCCUGUCGAAGGUUUGCCAGAUUUAUCAGACACCAAACGAAAUGGAGGAUCCGGAGCCACAGCUCGAGGACACAAUAACUGAAGCUGAAGCUGAAACUGAAACAGAAACAGUCGUAGAGGAGCCGCUGCAGUACCUGAAGAGUCGCGCCAAAGAGCUCAGCCAGAAAAUCAGUGGCAUGGAGUGCAAAAUGGUCUCAUUGGACCAGAACAUUGAUGUGUUCUGCGACAAAUUGGACAGCAGCAAGAUCGGCAAAGAGCGGGCCGAGCGGGACAUGGCCAUUCUGCAGUGUAUGCACGAGAGGAUUGGACGCCGGCUGGCCCAAAUGGAAGUGGACUUGCGGCAGUCCCGCGAAUGUCUGCUCAACAAAACCAAAACAGUCCUGGACGAGAUGAAGAGGAAGUGCUCUGCGUGCGGAGACGGAGAUGGAGACGGAGACGGAAAUCAGGCGACUAAUGAAUCCCUGGAGCUCCAGCUCCUUUCUCCUUUCCCUCAAUCAACCUGAUUAGGGAGCGUUGUGUUGUUGCGUUGUGUUGUUGUGUUGUUGGUUUUGUGGCAACAUUGAUUACACAUUACAAGAAAAGACGAGGCAUUUUUCU
Drosophila obscura is the source of this 1286-nucleotide messenger RNA. RefSeq lists its product as uncharacterized. Lineage: Eukaryota; Metazoa; Arthropoda; Insecta; Diptera; Drosophilidae. The record is from RefSeq and is a predicted model, not a curated record. The transcript is spliced from 3 exons. Bases 80 to 1192 code for a protein of 370 amino acids.